Olea europaea var. sylvestris is the source of this 354-nucleotide messenger RNA. RefSeq names its product serine-threonine kinase receptor-associated protein-like. The coding region runs from base 13 to 339 and encodes 108 amino acids. NCBI's taxonomy places the organism in Eukaryota, Viridiplantae, Streptophyta, Magnoliopsida, Lamiales, Oleaceae. Gene Ontology annotation, biological process: spliceosomal snRNP assembly. The transcript has 2 exons. Gene Ontology annotation, cellular component: SMN complex. The record is from RefSeq and is a predicted model, not a curated record. Gene Ontology annotation, molecular function: RNA binding; protein binding.
GAUUCCACCCCAAUGUUAAGAAAUGGAGAGACAGGGGAUUGGAUUGGAACCUUUCAAGGGCAUAAAGGUGCAGUAUGGAGUUGUUGCCUGGAUAAACAUGCUCUGCGUGCUGCCUCUGCUUCAGCUGAUUUUUCAGCGAAAUUAUGGGAUGCUUUAACUGGGGAUGAACUGCAUUCUUUCGAACACAAGCACAUAGUUCGUGCGUGUGCCUUCUCAGAGGUGCUCACUUUAAAUGUUUGGAUGAGUUUUGCUUGGUGUCUCAUCAAGUUUUAUGAAGACUUUAUCAUGCAGAUUUUUUUUACCUGGUUGGGGUUCUUUGCGAUGAGCUCAUAUUGUUGAAUUAAGUUCUAUUUG